AUGGCUAGCAACAAGGCACGCGAAGAUGAACGUGCAGGAGCAGAAAUUAUGUAUGGAGAUGAAGCGUGUUAUCGUCAAUCCGUAGAGCUCCUUGAAGAGCUUGGAUUCCCCAGAGGUGUCCUCCCUCUCAAGAACCUUGAAGAGUGUGGACGAAUUCGCGAAACUGGUUUUGUGUGGAUGAAACAAAAGGCUCCAUAUGAGCACUUCUUUGAUGGGACUAAUACCCUGGUGAGUUAUGCCACUGAGGUAACUGCCUACGUAGAGAAGUUCAAAAUGAAAAAGAUGACUGGAAUUAAGAGCAAGCAGAUCCUUUUAUGGGUACCCAUUGUUGAGAUGAGCAUGGAAGGCCCUGCUAGCAAGAAAAUUCAUUUCAAAACUCCAGUGGGCAUUGGAAGAUCUUUUCCAAUCACUGCGUUCAUGACUGAAGAGGAAAAACACAAGUAUCUGGAGAAAGGCAAUAAAUGA
This is a messenger RNA of Ilex paraguariensis (yerba mate), 465 nucleotides long. Lineage: Eukaryota; Viridiplantae; Streptophyta; Magnoliopsida; Aquifoliales; Aquifoliaceae. The record is from the annotation of a GenBank genome assembly.